This is a messenger RNA of Marasmius oreades (fairy-ring Marasmius), 690 nucleotides long. RefSeq lists its product as uncharacterized. Lineage: Eukaryota; Fungi; Basidiomycota; Agaricomycetes; Agaricales; Marasmiaceae. The coding region runs from base 1 to 690 and encodes 229 amino acids. The record is from RefSeq and is a predicted model, not a curated record. The transcript is spliced from 2 exons.
AUGUUUACCUUCAACGGAAAGCUCAACUGGUUCAAAUAUGCAGUCAAUGAGACUAUUACCGUUGUCUUUCCAGCCGGGUUCGCCGUGAACGACCCAGUCUGUGCCUUUUGGCAAUGGACCGAGGACGCUGCAGGCAACAAGAAAGCAAACACGACCCAGUUGGGUUUUAUCAAUAGCGUGACGACGAAGACCGGCGAAUACCAGGUCUCCUUUGCCUUCGACUACUACAGCUUCGAAGCCACCGUUGCAGGCGACUCCAGCACGAUCACAGCGACGAUGUUCAAUCCAAAGGGUGAUCGUUCCGAGGCCACGACGUUGAACAGACAGUUCGGCAACCUGGUGCAAUUCCGCUCUACGACCGUGUUCACGGGGAAGCUCAACUGGCUCAAAUACGCGGAAAACGAGAUGUUGACUCUCGUCGUCCCUCGUGGCGUGUCCAAUGGUGCCCCUGUUGGCUUGUAUCAUCAGUGGACUGUCGAUGCCAAGGGAGUCAAAAAGGCGAAUCAUGCUGUAAAUGCCACCUUCCGUGAUGUCACAACCGAUAAGGGGGAAACCAAGGCGACAUUUGAUGAUGGAUACUACACGUAUAACACCACUGUGCAGAGCGGGGGGCAGGAGGUCAAGAUACUUAUGUCCAACCCGAACCACGAUCAAAGCGACAAUGAUUUGAAAAAGGUCUAUGGUUACUAA